AACACCGGGACACCCGAGCCGAGSAGGGAGCCGGGCCGGGCGCGGGGAGCGCGGCGCAGGGGGCGGAGCCGGUGGCUCCCGGGCCGCCGGAGCCCAUCUGCUGCUGCCGGGGAGCGCCGUGGCCCGGCCCGGCCCGAGGAACGAAGCGGAGGAGAAAGCAGCUCUCCGGCCGGUUUGAUAGAAUUGGCAGGUGUUCACCUUCAUGAAGGAAAGAAACACAUGAGAAGUUCUUAUUCAAGCUGUAGUGUUUGCUUCAAGAUGCCCCAAAGGGAAAACAUUAAUCUGCAAGUCUCAUCUUUCAAAACUGCRUGCAUUCUUUCAAUCAGAGAAAAACGUUUUUUGAGAAAGAUGGCUUGUGAAGUCUAUGAACAAAGGCAUCUUCACAAGGAUACUGAAUGAAAGACAUCAUGCCUUACAAGAGACACUUAUCUUGAAGGGUGACACUGUGCUCUCAAAUUAAAACACAGGCACUGUGAAAACACUGAUCCUGAACAAGAAUAAGGAUUAUAAAAACUACAUCAGAAUGUUUGUUAGUCCCAGAAGAGUCAGAAAAUGCCAUUUUUUGCAGUUAUGUGCCACUUGCUUCAUACUUUGUCUCAUGAUUUUUUGGGUACCGUUUGAUAAUCACAUUGUGAGCCAUAUGAAGUCUUAUUCCUACAGAUACCUCAUAAAUAGUUAUCAUUUUGUGAAUGACAGCCUGUCUAUCAGCAGGGAUAGCGUGAACAGAGUACCAAGUUACCAGUACUUGAUCAACCACAGAGAGAAAUGUCAGCAGCAGGAUGUCCUUCUCCUAUUGUUUGUGAAGACUUCUCCUGAAAACCGGCAUCGAAGGGAUGCAAUUAGACAAACUUGGGGUAAUGAGAAGUAUGUUCGUUCYCAACUGAAUGCCAACAUUAAAACUCUUUUUGCUUUAGGACGACCAACAGACCAUCUGCAGAAAACACAGUGGCAAAAAGACCUUGAGCUCGAAGACCAGAAAUACCAUGAUUUGAUUCAGCAAGACUUCUUGGAUACUUUUCACAAUCUUACUCUUAAAUUGCUUUUGCAGUUUAGCUGGGUGAAUGCCUACUGUCCUCAUGCCAGGUUCAUUAUGUCUGCAGAUGAUGACAUAUUUAUCCAUAUGCCAAAUCUCGUUGCUUAUCUCCAAAGUCUCACACAAAUGGGUGCUCAAGAUAUCUGGAUUGGUCGAGUCCAUCGYGGAUCCCCUCCCAUAAGAGACAAGAGUAGCAAAUACUAUGUUCCAUAUGAAAUGUACCAGUGGCCCUCUUACCCUGACUACACAGCAGGAGCUGCAUAUGUAGUAUCAAAUGAUGUAGCAGCUAAAAUCUAUGAGGCUUCAUUAACUCUGAAUACAAGUCUUCAUAUAGAUGAUGUUUUCAUGGGUCUCUGUGCCAAUAAAAUGGGAAUUGUACCACAAUAUCAUGUAUUUUUUUCUGGGGAAGGAAAGGCUCCAUAUCAUCCCUGCAUUUAUAACAAGAUGAUGACAUCUCACGGACACGUAUAUGAUCUUCGCCAGCUCUGGAAGCAGGCUACAGAUCCCAAAGUUAAACAGAUUUCUUCAGGGAUUUGGGGUAGAAUGUACUGCAGACUAGUCAAUAUUAUGCUUCUCUGUAAACUGUACUACCAGGACACAUAUCCUUGUUCAGCUGCAUUUUCUUAAUACUUGAAUGUCUGCAUUGAAGAUCCACUGAGCCAAGACAGAGCAACGUUUUAGGUGUUUAUCCAAAAUMUAUGUAAACGUGGAAAGAGGUAAAAUUUAUAUGUCAAUACUUGGGGUGGGCAGAGGGAGAGGAAGAAGAUGGUCCCAGAUUCUGUCCAGAGACUUACUGGAAUGAAUAGCUCUCCUGUUGUACUUCAAUUUAUUACAUUGUAGCCUGUUUUUUUACACUCUUCAAGGGAUGCAAGUCUGGAUUACAAGUGAACUAUAAUGAACUUGUAGACUUUGAAAUGCUUGUUGAAAGUGUCUGUUUCUUUGAACUUGUCUGUAUGUCUUGACAGUUUUUAAAAAAGCUAUGUGAACUAAGGCAUGUGGCAAAAAAAAAAAUCUGUUCUAUCAAAAUGGAGUAGACCUUUCAAAGCAAGAGAAAGUGGAACUUCUGACUUGAUGAAUGAGACUAUCACAGUUGUUGAAGGUAGUGUAAACUAUCUACAAAUAUUCACCAUUUCUCAGUGCUUCAUACAAAGUCACUCAGGACCUGCACAGUUGACAAACAGUGCAUGCUAGAAGUGAAAACCUGCUACAAUUGUUUUCUCAAAUCUCUCUAAAUCUUUGAAAUAGGGAAAGUGUUUGGAUGCCCUCUGGCAUGGUGGUUUUAAGUAACAAAGGAACCCCCUUUAAAACUUGAACUAUAAAAGUCAAAUACRAUUCAUGUAACUGGCUGGACUAAUMUUUCUCUGUCUUCCAAAAACUGAAUCAGUAUAUUUAAACAGUCCAAUCUUUAAUAAAUAAAUAAAGUUAAAUUAGUUUUUUUUUUAAUAAUGCUUCUGUUUUCCAAUAUUCAUGAUUGUAGAGGUGAAAAGAAAGCAUAAGUCCCUGAGAAAAGUCAAGAGCUAGUUUGAAGAGUUCAAAAAAACAAAAACCUUAUGCUUGUACUAACAGAGUGGGAGGAUAUUUUCUGCACAAACUUUGACUUUGCAUUGAAGGGAUAGUGAGAUCGUGAUUCACAGAAACUCAGUACACAAAUCAAAAUAACUAAAAUAUUUCUCCUGGUGUCAAAAUUGUCUUUAAAAUUUCAGGGUUGUUUGUGUCCACAAACCCCUGUACCUUGACUAAAUCUUAAUAUUAAUAUCACUUGCAAAGGAACAAAAUAGCUGUGCUUUGUAAACCAGAACAGAGCUAAGUCAUGUGCAAACUGCAGCCUGUAUGAGUUGUCCUGUGGUGCCAUAAAGAUACUGCAGAGAAACCAGAGUUGCAGGAUGUCUGCAGUCCUUGCAUAGCUCAGUCAUGGUGCUUCUACAGACUCUCAGGACAGAUAUCUUGGUUGUUAAUUGCCAAACCUGUGGUAGCUGUACAGGAGUUGCUAGUUUGAAGCUGUGAGUAGUAAACUUGGUUUAACUAACUGCUGCUGCUCUUGGAGCUGUGCUGCUGGUUUUCUGGUUUAAAUGGAAAAUGGAAUCUGUCAGUAUUGACAGAAUCCAGGAGUGAGCUUGCUGACUGUUAUCUAAGCUGUUCAAAUGGAGGGUAGGUAGCUACUGGAAUUAAGUAAAAUAUGUAACUUUCUAUAAUUGGUUUUGCAGAAGGAAGAUAAGAUUCCUAACUGGACCCGAAWGUUGGGCAUAUAAAGAGCCCAACUCCCACAAACAAGUCAUUUGUCAGUGGCAGAAUGACUGAAGAGUAUAGCAGCUAUGCUUUAGAAGGAACAAAUCCRGUUCCUUUUCUUGCCUAAACAAUGGAUAAUAGUACUGGGGAUGUAGAUCUGCAUAACCUGUUGCAUACAGAGGAACCAAAUGCACAUAUAGAAAAAGUAUUAUUUUGUAUUGAAGGAAAGCUGCUUCAUCAGAUUUUURAUUUGUUGUGAGCCAUUUAAAUCAACAAAGCUGCACAGCAAAACUGCACUGCUAGAAAAAGCCACCUGUUCACUGAAGGGAAAGAGGGUCUUCAUAUGCAGUAUACAACGCAGAUGUACAAGUAAGACUACAGUCUUCCAGAAUAACUGUGUGUUGGGAUUUGUUUUCACUCAUACAAGCAAAAGUAAAGUAAGCUUUAAGUAGCUUUAACCAACUGACAUUAAAAUGCUGCUUAAAUACAAUUUGCCAUUACCCGAAAGUCACUUUUGGCCAUUGAAAGAUUUUGUUUUACAGUUGGUUUUGAGUUUUGCUUGGAUUGUUUCUUAAUCUUUAAAGGGCCUUGAUGUUUGUAGUAUGCAUUUUCUUUUGCUGCAGUGAAAAGAAGUUGCUUGUUGAAUAAAAAGGAAAGCAUGAARGCACUCCUUCCAAAAAAUGGAGACACAAAACUUUGUAUUUUCUGGUUCUAAACACAACUUAAGAUUUGUACACUUCCAUCAGGAAUCUUUUUUAACAAUAGUCUCGGUGCUCCAAUGCAGGGCUGUUAGGUUUUACUCCUACAAAUAAAACUUUAUCAGCCUGAAUGGUCACUCCUUAUUAAGAGUUUGACAUUGUUGCACAGCAUAUUAAAUGCUAAUUUUUUUUACCUUUGUUUGUUUGGUUUGCAUCAAUUUCCCUUUGAUAUUACUAAUUUUUAUACAAAAUAUUCAAUAUUUAUUCUUAAACUUUGCUCUGUACCACAAAAGACAGUUGUUUUGUAAAAUUUGUUUUGAAUAAACAAACUUAUUUCUUUUAAAAAAACUUAAACAAUACAGCAAAGGCUAAUAUCUCUUGUUGCUUUCUUUGUAACUGACAGGAUCAGUUCUGAUACUUUUACAUGUUGUUUUGAGCUCUCUCUUACAAGAGGACUUCCAACUGCCUCCCACUCCCCCCCUGUCCCUGGUGUGCACAAAAGGCAAAACUGGUGUUCCCAAGAAAAGAGAGAGCUCACGAAUUUGUUCACUAAGCUUCUAGGUCUAAAGUUGUAUAAAAUUGCCAGAUAUUAGAAGCCUAACCUGUUGUUAAUGUUAUAAUUUGCAUGUUCUCUUCAGGCAGCUGUUCCUCUGGAGAUGUGUAUGUGUCUACAAAGUUUUCAUACUUUGCACCUUUGGAAAAGUAGCUGAUGGUUUGGGGACCAGACAUAGUAUUUUUAUAGGGUAUAAUUAGAUUCAAAUAAUUAUGAUUUGUAUGUCUCUCCAAUUUGUCUGACACAAUGUUUCAAUYUAGGGUUUUUACAAAUGAAGUCUUUUGCAUCAGGUAACUUCAGUGUGUGAGACAGGGGCAUAAUGUAAGUAUAAAUUGUCUAAAUGAUAGUGAAG
Molecule: messenger RNA, 4862 nt
Organism: Malurus melanocephalus (red-backed fairy wren)
Lineage: Eukaryota; Metazoa; Chordata; Aves; Passeriformes; Maluridae
Gene: B3GNT5
Product: UDP-GlcNAc:betaGal beta-1,3-N-acetylglucosaminyltransferase 5
Exons: 2
Coding region: 524-1660 (378 amino acids)
Biological process (GO): brain development
Cellular component (GO): membrane
Source: RefSeq, a predicted model, not a curated record